GUGCGCCUAUGUGAGCUUCACUUGUCAAAGCUUUGUUUUGCUGCCCGGGUGCUGCUGCUGCUAAACAUUACGAAAUACAAACUUUUUUAAGCCAUUCUGGCGCUGAGAGGAACUGGUGGCGGUGUUGGCGGUGAGACGGUGUUGCUGGGAGACUGGAGAGAUGGUAGACGAGUGAGAGAGAUGGUGACAGGGUGAGAUAAGAGUGAGAGAGAGAGAGAGAGAGAGAGGAGAGCAGCCAGGCUAGACCCACCUCUAACAUCUUACAAGACAAUAAUGACACUUAUCAAGCACUCUGGCCUUAUUUAACCCCCAAGAUGCACUCUCUCUGCCUCUAGUCUGCUCAUGUCCUGAGAUUUUCACUUUAUAUAUCAUCUUAAGAUGACGGCAGCCCCGACCUCUGCGGAUGCAUGUUUAAGCAUCGUCCAUUCCCUCAUGUGUCAUCGACAAGGGGGAGAAUCAGAGGGGUUUGCCAAAAGAGCUAUUGAAAGUCUUGUAAAAAAGCUAAAGGAAAAGCGAGAUGAAUUGGAUUCAUUGAUAACUGCAAUUACGACAAAUGGGUCUCAUCCUAGCAAGUGUGUUACCAUACAACGCACCCUUGAUGGCAGAUUACAGGUAGCAGGACGAAAAGGAUUUCCCCACGUGAUAUAUGCUCGCAUUUGGCGAUGGCCAGAUCUACACAAAAAUGAACUUAAGCAUGUUAAAUACUGCCAGUUUGCAUUUGACCUUAAAUGUGACUCGGUGUGUGUUAAUCCAUACCACUAUGAAAGAGUAGUGUCACCGGGAAUUGACUUGACUGGGCUGAGCCUGCAAGGUACAUCUACAGGUCAGCUGGUGAAAGAUGAGUAUGGGAUACGUAUGGAUUGUGAAGUGAGUGGAGGACCUGGCAGUGUUGGCGAACCAUCUGUCACUCCAGGUCCCUCAGGACUCUCAUCCAUAUCUCAUCAACCCUCUGCUUCACAGCCAGGACCUACAACAUCUCAGGCUGGAAGUCUUCAUGCAACUGUAGUGAGCAGCCCACAACAGACCAUACCCCAUCAUCCAGUGUCACAUCAACAGUCAUUCUCUUUGCUCUCACCUACAGGCAGCACAUCCAGUCACAUGUCUCAAGGGCUACAGUCCCCAACUCCGUCAAAUCCAGGCUCGCAACAGUUCUUUCCUGAGGCUGUCUCGCCUGGUAGUUUGAGUCAGUUGUCACCUCAUCUUCAACAACAACAGCCACAGCAAAUACAACAGCAGCAGCAACAGCAAAAUGGAUUUACAGUAUUGACAGGUGCAACAGGAGCCAGUUCUAGAACAGUUCAGACAGGUGCAGUGACAUCCCAGUUUGGGCAGGCUGCUGCUGCUGCUGCAUCACCCCAGCAAGUCUCACCUCACUCUGUUACCACACACACUAUGUCCUCGCAGCCAAACUGGAGUGGUCAGAACACUUUAUCGUAUACACCCAAUAUGAUGAAUGAUCGACAAAACCACAGUUACUGUAAUAAGUUCACCGAAACAAAACAAAGUGAGAGGGCUAGAUUGCAUAUUGGAAAGGGAGUUCAGCUGGACCUGAGAGGCGAAGGGGAUGUGUGGCUGCGUUGUUUGAGUGAUCACAGUGUGUUUGUUCAGAGCUACUAUCUGGAUCGUGAAGCUGGCCGCUCUCCGGGUGAUGCUGUGCACAAGAUAUACCCAUGUGCUUGCAUAAAGGUAUUUGAUUUGAGUCAAUGCCACCGUCAGAUGCAGACUCAGGCAGCUACAGCUCAGGCAGCAGCUGCAGCCCAGGCAGCUGCUGUGGCUGGACAGAUUUCGGGCCCAGCUACUGUAGGUGGAAUCUCUCCUGGUAACCUCUCCGCUGCAGCAGGAAUUGGUGUGGAUGAUCUUAGAAGACUGUGUAUUUUGCGUCUCAGCUUUGUAAAAGGUUGGGGCCCAGAUUAUCCUCGGCAAACCAUCAAGGAAACUCCAUGUUGGAUUGAGGUUCAUCUUCACCGUGCUCUUCAGCUUCUUGAUGAAGUUCUCCACACCAUCCCACUUGAUGGUCCGCGUCCUCUUGAGUGAUGCAACGUGCCAUUGUGGGAUGUGCAAACGAUCACUUUGCAGGAUGAUCAACUCUCACUCAUGAUACAAGAUGUACAAGGUGAAGAUCAGUUGAUCUUUAUGCCCUUCUUCACAUGAAUGCAUGUCCCCAAGUGCAUCUAUAUGCACUUAUGUUACUAAGUUCACAAACAUAUACACCCAUAGCAUUCUCUAAAGUGAGAAUAUUUACACAAAUGCAUGACCCAUGUAAUGGGCCAUAUUGGAGGAAUUUUAAGUAUGAGAAAUGCCAUACUUAUAUAAAAUUGUGUUGAAGCACAAUUUGGUUAUCUUAGUUAUGUUAAUUUGUGUAAAAGCUUGGGUGUAGUUUUUAAAACCCAUCAGCCUAAUUUUUGGCAAGUUGAAAAUGUUUGAGUAUAUGGGGAGUUGGUGCAAGGUUAAUUUUCCCAUUCAUUUCAUAGUAAAAUCUAGUUCAGCUUUUAUAUUACAGUUAGUCUUGUCACUGAUGUUGCUGCAUUUACUACAUUGGAUCUUAUAUGUUAGAUUUCGAUUUAGUAGUAUAAAAUAUCAGACUUUUUAACCUAUGAUUGUCUCUGGUCUGUAUUAAACAACUUGAUGCCUGGUGUGUCAGUUUUGUGAAUGGGACCUUUACAGUUACCAGAAAUAGGUAUUUAGUAAUGAGAGGAUUGUAAAUAAACUAGAUCUUUGUUCUUGCAUUUUCUGUACUAGCUAAAUGCACAAGAUUAUAUCUGGUUCAAAAUCAGCUGUUGUAUACAUAUUUGAAUUUUCUAUAUAAUAGGAUAGGUGGUAGUGCUCAGUAUUAAACAAGUGAAUGAAAAGCUUAAUAUUCUUUACAUUCUCUCCAUAUAAAUUGUUGUAUUGUUAUUUAUUGGUUUGAAUUAUUUAAAUUUUGCUGCCUUUUCUCUUAUAAGCAUAUUUCGGACAUAGUAUAGAUUGGGCUAGGAUGAGGAUAUUGCAAGAUAUGUGGCUAUUAUAUAUUAUAUUAUAUUUAUGGGGGAGUUCUAAACCUGUAGGAGUCAUGGGAGGUAUUCAAAGGAAGGGAAUAGCAGGUCCAAAUGUGACUAUAAACUUUAAUUAUAGCUUACACUUUCUAUAGUUGAGCACUUCUACUGGCACUUUAAAAUUCAACUUGUGCAAUAUUUCAUUUAUAGUAUAAUAGUCCAGUGCCACUACAUUUUCCUAUAAAGAAUUAUUAUUAUAAUAACCAAGCAUUAAUUCCCAUAAGGGUCAUACAGUGCCGCAUUCUAUAAAAAACCUUGCAAUAGUACAGGAGAUGGCAGAAGAACAUGGUCUAGUUUAGUGUUCUGAUACUUUGUAUACUAAAUCGAAUUAAAGCAUAUUAUAUUUGAUUAAUUGAAAGCCAAAGAGGCUCUGUUCCAGUGGAUAUGUUGCCAUAAUCAUGGAUUAUGUCUCCUGUUAGUAUUUUGUAUUUUUAAAUGCUUCUAUUGUUUGAUAUUCCAGAAUUAAGACUUCUCCUAAAUCAUACAUAUAGGGCUUGAGUAUUUCUUGACUUAUUCCUUUUAAAAUUUUCCAGGUCAUCCUGAUAUAAUUUAUUAUGUAGGGUAAUGAUAUAUAAAUCUCUUAUUUUAAACAAAUACUAUUAAUUGCUUUGGAGUUCCAUGGGAAUUAAGAGAAUAUUUUAGCCAAACCAUGUUAACUGCUAGUUAUGACUUGGUCAGGAGUUGUCAUCUCAAAAGGUGAAAGUAGGAAAGAUAAUUUUUACCAAGAUAGUAAUUACAUUUGAGAGAAAGUUCUUAAUUCAUGACACUGAAGGUCAAUAUAUUGUAUUUUCAGGUGUAAAUUAAACCACUAAAAAUUGAGAGGUAGGAAACAAAAAGCAUAAAUGGUUAAAAGUAUCAUUAUACUGUAUUCUCAAAAAAGUGGUAAUUUGGCUUCAGAGCAGUAGAUCCUUGUAUUUAGGAGAGAGACCCCUCACAUUUACAAGGGAGAAUAUUCUACAUCAGUCCAUAUGCUACCUGUAUUGAAAAUUUACUAGAUAUCAGCACUUGCAUUUCUGAGUAUAGUAAUGUUAAUAUUUUUUAUUUAGUUUCCCUUAUUAUUGUCAAAGUGACAUUGAAAAUAAAUGGGAUUUUUUAUUAAAAAACCUUAUAGGUUAAAUGUCACUUGUGACAUGAAUUUGGGAAAGUGGUUUUAUCUGCUAAGUUGCUUUGCAUUUAGAUUUUAAAUUUUAUUUGGAAAUUGUAAAUAUUUUACAGCUACUGUAUAUGUUACCUAUAUAAUAUUCAAACUUGGCUGUUUGAAAUAGUAACUAACUAAAAUAC
Molecule: messenger RNA, 4313 nt
Organism: Cherax quadricarinatus
Lineage: Eukaryota; Metazoa; Arthropoda; Malacostraca; Decapoda; Parastacidae
Source: RefSeq, a predicted model, not a curated record